ACUAACCAACUAAAGUAAACAAACACUGGAUUCAACAUGGCGUCGUGCAGCAGGGCCCAAAUGAUUUCUCUCUACAGGAUGCUUAUGAAAGAGAGUAAAAAAUUCCCUUCCUACAAUUAUAGGACAUAUGCACUUCGCCGAGUAAAAGAUGGCUUCCGUGAGAACCUUCAGGUUGAGAACCCUAAAACACUUGAUUUGCUAAUAAGUCAUGCUAGAGAGAAUCUGGCAAUCAUCAAGAGACAGGUAACUAUUGGCCAGCUGUAUUCUGCGCAGAAGACUGUUGUUGAGAAGGAGCAUGAUUUACCUUUAUAGGAAUUGUUUUCAGAACCAAAAACAGUGCCUAUAUAUAAUGCUAAAGGAAAGACAAAUCUGUGUUGUAGCCUAUUAAAUGUACAACUAGCCUAUCCUUUUUGUUUAGUUGUAAUGUACAUCAGAGUAUACUGUAUAUGUAUUUUAUGUUAUAUGUAAUUAUUAUUCAGCAAAUAAAUGGUAUACAAAUAA
This is a messenger RNA of Myxocyprinus asiaticus (Chinese sucker), 501 nucleotides long. Its product is annotated as LYR motif-containing protein 4-like. The record is from RefSeq and is a predicted model, not a curated record. NCBI's taxonomy places the organism in Eukaryota, Metazoa, Chordata, Actinopteri, Cypriniformes, Catostomidae. Gene Ontology annotation, cellular component: mitochondrion; L-cysteine desulfurase complex. Gene Ontology annotation, biological process: iron-sulfur cluster assembly. The transcript is spliced from 3 exons. The coding region runs from base 37 to 312 and encodes 91 amino acids.